This is a messenger RNA of Brassica oleracea var. oleracea, 1725 nucleotides long. Its product is annotated as mitochondrial carrier protein MTM1-like. Gene Ontology annotation, biological process: mitochondrial transmembrane transport. The transcript is spliced from 11 exons. Bases 375 to 1622 code for a protein of 415 amino acids. The record is from RefSeq and is a predicted model, not a curated record. Lineage: Eukaryota; Viridiplantae; Streptophyta; Magnoliopsida; Brassicales; Brassicaceae.
CAAAAACGAAAAAUUCUCUAGUUCAAUGGCCUACCUUGCGUCAGACUCAUCGUAAGAGUCUAAGACCCGUUCUUAUUGAUGAAAGCUAAGAAGACACACAUUCAGUUUUGCAUCUCCACAACAUUCACACAAAUUAGAAGUCAAACUAAUCGGUUUGUUCGGUUCGAUUACGGUUUAGUAAUCUGCAGACCUUUCCCAGAACGCAGCGUUGAACGCAUUAGGGUUUCUUCGUGGGUUUUAGUUUUGCCUUAUUCUCUCUCUCUCUCUUUCCUCUUGUCCAAGGAAUCUGGAAAAAGAAAACUCAUCUUCUCCGAGGUCUUUGAUUGAUCUAAAUCGAAUCUCUUUCCGGCGGUUAGAUUCAGAAGAAAGCUACAAUGGGCCAGGCAGAGAAUCUCUGGGUUGCUUCAGAGAUCCCCUCGUCGUCGUCGUCCCCGGCGGAAACAAAAGUCCUUGACUUUCCGACCAAAGAUUCGACCACCGGGUUUGAAAUCCUCUGUCCGAAAACAGUUUCCCUGCCUCAUUUGGAGAAGGGUUCGACGGAGGAUAAGCUAGGUUUGACGGAAAGGGUUUUCUCCGCCGCCGGAGCUGCUUUUCUCUCCGCCGUUAUUCUAAAUCCUCUCGACGUCGUCAAGACUCGAUUGCAAGCUCAAGCUGCUGGAGUUUCUUACUCUCACCCUCUCAGCUACGACAUUGGCCGCAUGGCGUUCUUUGGACCAAACAUGAUGUUUGCAGACUUGAGAUGUUCUCCUUCGUGUGCACGCGCUGGUGUUCAGGGUACUGUCUCCAUUUGCCCGCCGGAUUGUUUCCAGUACAAAGGAACGUUUGAUGUCUUCACCAAGAUCAUACGACAGGAGGGGAUGGGACGCCUGUGGAGAGGGACUAACGCUGGUCUUGCCUUAGCUGUGCCUAUGGUUGGGAUUUAUCUUCCGUUCUAUGAUAUGUUUCGGAACCGGUUGGAAGACUUGUCUAGGGAGAAUGCUCCUGCUACAACUAUAUUUGUGCCUCUUGUGGCUGGGGCAUUGGCUAGAUCCUUAGCUUGUACAGUCUGCUAUCCUAUUGAACUUGCAAGAACCCGUAUGCAGGCAUUCAAAGAAGCCAAAGCCGGUAUGAAGAAGCCUCCUGGAGUUCUUAAAACAUUGGUUGGUGUAGUCUCUGAAGUCAGGACAGUAAAUAACCUUCAAAACAGUUUGCACAACUAUCGUGUUCUAUGGAGAGGCUUGGGUGCACAGCUAGCCCGUGAUGUUCCAUUCUCAGCAAUCUGCUGGGCUACUCUCGAGCCAAUGAGAAGAAGGCUUCUUGGAAUCGUGGGAAACGAUACAAACGCUCUAGGUAUCCUCGGUGCAAACUUCUCCGCUGGUUUUGUAGCUGGAACUAUUGCAGCUGCAACAACUUGUCCUUUUGACGUUGCAAAAACAAGAAGGCAAAUAGAGAAGGACCCUUGUAGGGCAAUGAGAAUGACGACACGACAGACACUCAUAGAAGUUUGGAGGGAUGGAGGGAUGAGAGGACUGUUUACGGGAAUAGGUCCAAGGGUGGCACGUGCAGGACCAUCAGUUGGGAUAGUGAUUUCAUUCUAUGAAGUAGUCAAGUAUGCUCUGCAUCGCCAAUACGCUUCAUCAUGACCCUACAAAGUAACUAAUCACCUACACAUGAAUGUGGAUACGGCUUUAGGUUAUAGCUUCUUUAUCUCAACAAAAUAAGUUAAGUAGGCUCAAUCCUCCACCA